Molecule: messenger RNA, 2861 nt
Organism: Sus scrofa (pig)
Lineage: Eukaryota; Metazoa; Chordata; Mammalia; Artiodactyla; Suidae
Gene: LYPD3
Product: LY6/PLAUR domain containing 3
Cellular component (GO): plasma membrane
Source: RefSeq, a predicted model, not a curated record
CCUACUGAGCAAGGCCAGGGAUUGAACCCCCAUCUUCCUGGAUACUAGUUGGGUUCGUUACCUGAGCCACAAUGGGAACUUCCUGUGAUUCUCUGUCUAUUUGUACACGCAGGUAACUACUGCCCAGAUGAAGACAGUGGGGGCUCCUUACUAUUGCUCCUCUGGGCCAGUGCUCUUUGCAGUCACCAUUUUGAUUUCCAUGGCCACUGAUUAGCUUGUCUGUCCUAGAACUUCAUAGAAAUGCAGUCACAUGGUAUGUUUUAUUUAUUUAAGUCUUCUUGAGUGCAACACGAAGUUGUUGAGAUUCAUAUUGCUGUGCAGGCCAGAGGCUGGCCUGUUUUCAUGGCUGUGUAAUUGCAUGAGAUUAGUGAAUCACUCUUCCUUCUUCCAUGCAUUUCUUGAUAAUUUUGGCCUCAUUUGCCAGACUGAUAGAUUAAACCAGCAAAUCUGAUUGUGUCCUCCAGCUGGUUGAGACCCCUUGAAACAUUCUCCAUCUUUCUCAGAAUUCAUUCAAAUCUCUCCUCGGGGCCUAUAAUGCCCUGCCGGUCUGGCCUGCGCCUGGCUCUUCUGCCUCAGUUUGCACCCCCCCCCCUUCUGCGCUCUCCUCUCUGUGUCUGAAUGGUGCUGUUUCUCAUCCGUCUUUGCAUGUGCUUCUCCUUCUGCUCUGCUGUGUGCUCUGCCUCCACCCUCACCUGCUUCACUGGCUGAACCUCCGAUUCAUUGAGAUUGUGAGGCCACUUGAUUUACAGCCUCAGGGAGGCUCCACCAGCCCCACUUCUAGCUUCCACACUUUGUAGCUCCCUACACUUCUUCCUUCAUUGUCCUUGCUGUAAAUAACAAUUUGUCAGAUGAUGUGAUUGAUACCUGUCGCCCCCAUAAGACUGUGAGCUCUGUGAGGACAGGCACUGGUUCUUCCUCUCCAGCAUCAGCCGGCCCAAAACCUGCAUCUCAUUCCAUAUUUACUAAAUGCUGAGGGUUGGGCAGACCCUCUCCCUGAGCCUCGGCGCUCUCCCCUCCACCCCUCAAAGACACAGACUUUCUCCUGGGAACUGCCACAGAAGCUUGACGCCCUGCCCUUUCCCUCCUUGGCAACUGUGGGUGACGCACCCAGGGGCGGGUGUCUCGCCCCAUGGCUGACGCUGAUUUGGCCCAGUUGAGCAAGGCCAUGGUUGCCCCGGGGGGAGGUUACUCAUCCUGGGCUCAGGUAAGAGGGCCCAGGUUGGGAGGCGGCACACCUAGGGGGGAAGCCGAGAGAGCAGGACCGAACCAUGGACCCUGCCGGGAAAGCAGGCGCUGGGGCAGUGAUCUGGACUACAGGCUGGCUGCUGCUGCUACCGCUGCUGCUUGCAGAAGGAGCGCAGGCCCUGGAGUGCUACAGCUGCGUGCAGAAAGCAGAUGACGGAUGCUCUCCGCAGAAGAUGAAGACGGUGAAGUGCGCGCCGGGCGUGCAAGUCUGCACAGAGGCCGUCGGAGCGGUGGAAACUAUCCACGGGCAAUUCUCGGUGGCUGUGCGGGGCUGCGGUUCGGGCCUCCCCGGCAAGAAUGACCGCGGACUGGACCUUUACGGGCUCCUGGCCUUCAUCCAGCUGCAGCAGUGCUCCCAGGACCGCUGCAAUGCCAAGCUCAACCUAACCUCGCGAGGGCUCAACCCCGCAGGCAAUGAGAGUGCCUACGGCCCCAACGGCGUCGAGUGCUACAGCUGCGUGGGGCUGAGCCGCGAGGCGUGCCAGGGAACGGCGCCGCCCGUCGUGAGGUGCUACAACGCCAGCGACCACGUCUACAAGGGCUGUUUCGACGGCAACGUCACCUUGACGGCAGCUAAUGUGACUGUGUCCUUGCCUGUCCGGGGCUGCGUCCAGGAUGAGUUCUGCACCCGGGAUUCCGUGACAGGCCCCGGGUUCACGCUCAGCGGCUCCUGCUGCCAGGGGUCCCGUUGUAACUCGGACCUCCGCAACAAGACCUACUUCUCCCCUCGAUUGCCGCCCCUCGUCCUGCUGCCCCCUCCUCCGUCCACCACUCUGGCCCCAACCACUUCUGUCACUACUUCCACCCCGGCCCCAACCACCUUCACCUCCACCUCCAAACCCACUCCAGCUCGGACCAGCCAGAUUCCACAAAAGGUUGAAACUGAAAACUCCCAGGAAACAGAAUCUAGCUUGGUUGGAGGUGCUGGUGGCCACCAGGACCGUAGAAAUAUGGGGCAGUAUCCUACCAAAAAUGAGCCUCAUUAUAAUAAUAAAGGCUCUGCCGCUCCCUCUGCGGGGUUGGCGGCUCUUCUGUUGGCUGCAGCUGUUGGUAUCCUACUAUGAGCUUCUCCACCUCUUGCCCCACUUCCUUGGCCCAGGGUACUGUCUCUUGCCAUUACUCCCUUUCCCACCCCUGGACUGGGCUGGCCCAGCCCCUGUUCUCCCAGUCUCCCCCGGACCCCCAGCUUCCGCUGCACUGGUUUGCGGCUUCGAGACAAAGUCACCGUUGUAUAUAUAUAUAUAUCCUGCCAGGGUGUUCUAGCGUUUUGAGGGCAGCAAUGGUAUCUCCCUCAUCUUUGUCUCUCCCUGGUCUCCUCGUGGUGCCUAGGACAGAGGAAGGUCAGAGCUGGCCCAGGGAAGGUGGAGGAGACAAGGAUAAGCUUCCUGUUCGCUGUCUCACAGCCAACCUGGAAAAGGAGGGGGCGGGUGGUGGCGGAAUGGCUCCCUCUUCUGACGGUUCUGCCCCCACCCCUCCUUCCUUGUGGGAAUCAUUUUGGCGCCUUUGUCUUCUUUUCCAGACUGUGAGCUCCUCAAGGGCAGGGACCCAUGCCUUAUGCCUUGGUGUGGUCAGUGUCUGGCACAGAAAGGCUUCAAUAAAAGUUUAAUUACUUUGUA